CCUAAAUAGCCAGUACAGAGUUUGUCUUCUCUUUCUCAUAGGAAGAUCCUGCCUCUCAAUCUACUGCAGAAAUUUGACAUCAUCAUACAGCUUUUAAACUCCAAAGAGACCAAAACAUUUUAGACUGAGGAUGAAGCGUCUAAAUGGAAAGCAGAAAAACAAAACAAAUCAAAAAAGGAAGAAAACUUCCCUGAAACCAGGAUUCUCAAAUUCUAGGAAAGGCUAUCAGAUUACAUACAAAAAUUUACGUUCAAGAUGCAUUUUGAAAAAUGAAGGCUCAAUUAUCAAACGUGAAAUGAGAAGGUACCAAGUGAAAAACAUGCAGUUCACUCCUAAACAAAGCACACCCAACCAUUUUCCUCCAGGAUUCUCGCAUUCCAGGAAAGGCUAUCAGACUAUAUAUAAGAAUUUGCGUUCCAGAUGCAUUCUGGAAAGUAAAGCCUCAGUUAUCAAACGUGAAAUGAGAAGGUACCAAGUGAAAAACAUGCAGUUCACUCCUAAGCAAAGCACACCCAACCAUUUUCCUCCAGGAUUCUCGCAUUCCAGGAAAGGCUAUCAGACUAUAUAUAAGAAUUUGCGUUCCAGAUGCAUUCUGGAAAGUAAAGCCUCAGUUAUCAAACGUGAAAUGAGAAGGUACCAAGUGAAAAACAUGCAGUUCACUCCUAAGCAAAGCACACCCAACCAUUUUCCUCCAGUGUACAAGAGCACAAAGCACUACUCUGGCUUGACAACAUUCAAAAAUAAGGCUGUCACUUUUUUUUUCGAAAAUGGAGAAUAUGAGAUUUCUGUUGAAGACUUACUUGAGAACCAACGGCAAGGUUCUCUAACAGUAGAGUUCUUCAGCUGUAAAAAUUCAAAUGAAGGAGACUCGCCAUUGUUGGUGGUCCUGAAACCUCGGCCCUCUAACAUCGAUCUCCAGUUGCAUGCCAAUGAUCAGACUCUUGAGCUUCAUGAAAGUGAAAAUCAAAACUCAUUCCAGAAAAACAAAUUCUUCAUUCUGCAUCAUCUCUCUGGGUUUGUUUCAUUCGAGUGUUUCGAGCCUCAAGGAUUAUAUAUUGGUGUAAAGGAUGACCACCUAGAACUUAUGGAGAAGAAAGAAGACGAUGAAGCUUUUAUGUUUCAGCUCACUAAUUAAUUGGACUUCAACUCCUUUGGUAGCUUCUCAGGCUAUAGUAGGUUAAUUGGAUAGGAAUUCAUGAUUUUCUGAGUAGGUGGCCUAAAGAGAGACCCUGAGGAGUCUGAGAAUGCCCACCAUUCACCAGCAAUGGAUAAGGCUUAGGAUCUUGAAGGACUGAUUUCCACACUUGUGUGUGGAACCCUUUUUCAGAUCUAUUAGUUCUGUGGGGUUUUUUGGUUUGUUUUCUUUCUGAUCUUUAUAUGUUCAACAGAUAUAAUCCUGACUCUGUAGGACAACAGGGAAGUUAGAAUUGACAGAAGCAAUAUCUUGUCUAAAUCAGUGAGGGUCACAGGCGAGACCCUGAUCUUUGAUUUUUUCUACAUGUCAUCAAGACAGACUUCCACCCAUAAAGAGAUGGUGAUUGGGGGAUUCUGGAACCAACGACAAAGCCGAGGCAUUCCCCUAUGAAAUGGGCCCAUUUCUGAACUACCAUUAGAAACAAUGUUAAGUUCAUAUAUUCAUGUAGAAAUAUAUUCCCCUUGGUCCCAUAACACUACAUUAUAGCAACCAAUAAUGAAGAAACAAUGGAGAGCAGGCAUUAACCUGAUCUUCCGUUUUCUCAGACUGCUAACAACUGACUUUAAUAAGAGAGGCAAUGGAUAAAGAGCUGACCGCGGUGCCUCUGACUCCUAAGGCUGGUGGAUCCCAGGCCAGUCACUUACCUUUUUGUUCUCUGGUCACCCUUUUAAGACAAUAGGUUGCAGAAAAGGUAGAGGGAAUUGCCUUAUCUAAGAGUUCCCAAUUCUAAUAAAAUCACAUGUCUACUACUCAUCCCUAUCCUAACAUUUAUCCAGGCUUUACAGUUUUCAUAGGUUUACUAUUUGAUUCCUAUAACAAGUCUGGGAAAUGGUCUUAGAGUGCCAGACUUGAAGUCAGAAAAGAACUGGGAUCCAACUCUGCUUUAGACCCUUAUGAGGUGUAUAAACCUAAACUAGUUUUUACCAUUUUUAGCCUUCAGUUUCCUCAUUUGUAAGAUGGAAACAAUAGGUAUUUACCUGAUGCCAGAAUCAAAUGAGACAAUCUGUAUGAGCUACUUUGUAAACCUGAGUUAUUAUUAUCACUUUAUAGAUGAGCAAAUAGGUUCAAAGAUGUUAAAUGACUUUUUCCUAUUUGAACGCCAAAUUGUAUAGGCUAUCAGUAAGAAAACGUUAGUGCCUGCCUAUGUGAAACUUUGAUUUCCACAACAUUUUUCUAGGAAUUAAGCUAAUCCAUAAAUUUCGGGAGAACAGUAUUAAAAAUGACCAAACUUCACCAUUUCUAUCCUGCAGUGGUACACUCCUCCUUCUCAAGCAAUUAAACCAUUAUAAGUAUUGAUUAAAUACUUUCCAUGCAUCCCCCCACUUUGCUAGUUGCAAGGCAAAAUACAGAAGAGGCAUAUAAAGUAGGUGUCCCUGUCCUCAAGGAAUUUAUCAUCGAAUUGGAAAGAAAAGGCUUUUUACACAACUCUUGACCCAAAGAAUUGCUUAUCGUCUUAAAAAAGUAUUUCAUUCCUCUGAUAUUUACAAAGUUACACAAGUAAAGUAUAGAAAUUUUCAGAUCAUACAGCAAAGUAAACACUAUUCUUUUGGUUACAGAUCCACUUACCUUGUGAAUCUGGCCAUAAAUGUUAUGUCCUAGAGCAUCAGUGACAAUAGAAACCAUUCAUAACCUAAUUUUCUUUCUAUAGCUAAUUUCUUUAGCCUAAUCCCAUGUUCCUUUGCAUUUUACAGAUGAUAAAACUGGAACUGAGAGAGGGUGAACCCCCUGAUCACAGUGUUCAGUUGUAUAGUGAGAAAAUAGAAGUGUGUGCAUAUGUGAAAUUCUGUAAAUCAGACACUAGUAGAUGCCCCCAAAGGCAAAAAGAUCAUUCCAAUGGGUCAAAGAAUCCUGUUUAGUAGGUUCAGAACCAGAAGGACCAAUUUAACCUUUUCAUCUGACAGUUUCAAAUGAUUUCUUCUUAAAGUCAGAUUUUCAUCAACAUGUUCAACCAAAUAAAGUUUGUUGUUGGUGUUUUUAACAAGAAAGUGCCAGGUUAAAGAUAGUUUUGUUCCUAUGCUAUAGCCUCAAGCCUUUUUCACUGAGUCUGUUUAUAGUGACUUUCAUCAUCACAAAAAACUAAGACCAGAAACUCAGUAUCUUUCAUCAUUUCUACUACAUCAGCCACAAAAUAUUCCAGUUCAUAAACCUCAGACCUCAUUCCUCCCAAACAGAAAGAAUUUAGUAUCAUCCUCUCUACUGGAACAAAUUAAGCUCAGUUACUCAACCUUUGGGCAGCUAGGUGACACAGCAGAUAGAGUGCUGGCUCUGGAAUCAGGAAGACCUGAGUUCAAAGCCGGCCUCAGACACUUACCAGCUGUGUAAGUCACGUAACCCUGUUUGCCUGAGUUUCCUCAUCUGUAAAAUGAGCUGGAGAAGGGAAUGGCAAAAGACUUCAGUAUCUUUGCCAAGAAAACUCCAAAUGGGGUCAUGAAGAGUCACACACAACUGAACAACCCCCACCUUUCACAUAGAAAGAGAUCUCCCUUGUUUUGUACAAUAGAUGGAUUCUUAAAGUAGCAUGGAAAUUGAUUUAGGCCAGAAAUGUACUAUAUGGGGCAGAGUACUUAAAGGAAACCUGGUGUAAGGUGAAAAAUUCUUCUUCAGAGUAAAUGUUUAUUUCCGAACUUGUCUUUUUUAUAAGUUCUAAUUUUUGUACGUGGAGCUUCAUUCAAAUGAUAUCUACAUCAUGUAUAGAACUAAUGGAAGAAAUACUUAAAAAAACUUAAGAUAAAAAUAUUUGCUUAACUAAAAUAGUU
Messenger RNA from Trichosurus vulpecula (common brushtail), 3951 nucleotides. It is a transcript of the gene IL33, whose product is annotated as interleukin 33. The coding region runs from base 131 to 1135 and encodes 334 amino acids. The transcript has 9 exons. Gene Ontology annotation, biological process: positive regulation of cytokine production; positive regulation of inflammatory response. The record is from RefSeq and is a predicted model, not a curated record. NCBI's taxonomy places the organism in Eukaryota, Metazoa, Chordata, Mammalia, Diprotodontia, Phalangeridae. Gene Ontology annotation, molecular function: cytokine activity.